Acanthaster planci (crown-of-thorns starfish) is the source of this 3947-nucleotide messenger RNA. RefSeq lists its product as uncharacterized. Lineage: Eukaryota; Metazoa; Echinodermata; Asteroidea; Valvatida; Acanthasteridae. The record is from RefSeq and is a predicted model, not a curated record.
CUAGCUGGAAAGUGCAAAGUAUACUAUGGGUACGGAAUGUCAACAAAUGUGACAUUUUUAGUGGUUAGAAACCAAGAGAUCAGGUUGCGGUGCACCCGUACGGGUGAACAUGAAACACUACCCUUGUCUAGAUUUUUACCUCCAAGUGAAAGAAUCGCAACAUGGAAGAUGCACUUGCCCAAAAAUACGACCGAAUUCAACAGUUCGCUACCCGCGACUGGUUAGGACCAAGCAGUGCGUCGUUAGCAAGGUUGGAACGCGUCAAGGCCAAUGUGCAUAACAUCACACCUACGCUGUCCAAAAACCUACGUCCAACCUCCGCCAGCCGCACCCACAAAACAUACACCGAGUUGGACACAGCUCCACCUCUUGCAUCCAAGGCACUCCAUUCCACUGCAUCAGCAUGGGGCAGUGAUGCUUCCAUUCCAGAGCUCAUCAAGCAGCAAGGGGAGAGACAAUCCCAGCGGCAGGAGAGCACCAAGGGGCCGCGCCGUCCCUGGAGUGGUCGCAAGGUGCCCUCUAGCCCAACCCAGCGGAGGCCCAGCUCGGAGAGCAGUGCCGCUGAAGCAGAGAACGAGUCUCAGCGCAGGCUGAACGCCUUUAUUAACGUGAAAGGAGCCAAGUAUGACCCAAAGAGCCGCCCACCCAGUGGCAGGGGUCCAAGGCAGACCACGGGCACAGCCUUGGCCGAGCUGAUGGUGGGCUUGGAGGAACUCAGUCAGCAACAGGUGGAGAGCACUCUUGAGGAGUUCAUCAGGCACCAGCCCAGCCCCAGAAGGCAUGACCUGGCGCGGCUUUCCGCUAUGUAUGGUGACCAUCCAUCACUGGUGGUCCCUCCCCCUGCCCCUCAUGGCUCACCCAUUCCUGAUGAGCAGGUGCCUGGUGAAAAUGUUGAUGAAGAGAUAGCAGUUUCCGAGGACGAGGACAAUGCAGUUGAACAUGACAGUGAUAGUCAUGGGACUCCGUACAAGGAGAUAUCAGUCAAACAGCCAACCGUCCCUCAGCUCUUGCGACGUCCCACCCCUGAACCAGUGAGACUGUCCAUGACAAUACCUGCUGUGGAGGAUGAUACAAGUGAACCUGAGCAGGAAGUGGAUGACUUCAUUGAUUCUGAUGGACCUCAGGAGGAAUCAUCAGAUGGCAAGCAGCCAACAGAUCUAGAGCUUCAGAGUGUGACCAGUGAAGUCUUGUCUCAACUUGAGGAACCCUCCAACAGUCCCUCUGAGCUGCCCUACCGUGACCAACCCACAUCCUCAAACUCUGAGCAACAUGUCAGGGUGGUUCUUCGGGGCUUGCCAGAAAAAAAGGACAAAGUGGCAGAUGGAGAAGUUUUGGUGGGUACCUCCGAUCCCGAAGAGGUCAUUGAGAAGAAGUCCCAAUAUAAACCUAAAAGCAAACAUUCGGUCCACAUCAUGGAGGAGCGUAAUGUCACAAUUGAUAUAACGCCCCGUGAUAUCUUGAAACCGUUUGUACCCCACCCGCCGGUUGGAAAGAGACAACCCCAAAGUGCAGCCAAUGCAAGUAGGAAUGUUACUGAGACAGCAUCCAGUGCUCCAGGCUCCAGAGCUACAAGUGUUUCCCCAGCCCAAAAGAUACCUGCUAGAGCCAAGACUGCAAGACCCCGAUCAGCGAAGGUACCAAUUGUUGGAGUGGAGUACGGGGAUGAUACGGAACAGUCUAAGAUGGAAGGUCCACAGUCCAAAUCGGAUGGUGUUCAGCACAGCAAGACACAGCCGGACGUUGAGACCAUGAUGUCACGGAUGGCUCUAUCAGAGGAAACUGAUGAUAUUAAGCCGGCAACUGGAGCAUCGUCGGUCACCAGACAGAUAUCCCAAACCUCCUUCAAGAGGAACUACUACGAGUUGUCAAGGGAGUUGACUUACCCCACCCAGGCAGCUGUGCUCACGACUAAGACCAUCCAGUUUGGAGACCAAGGGCCCACGGAGGAGAAGUCGGUCUCCGUCAUCAGACAGGCGACAGAGCCUUUCCGGUCUGCCUUGCUGAGGCAAGACAAGAGGAAAGACGUGGGUGAAGGACUGAGGGGGAGAGCCGGUAGCACAAGCAGUGACGAUGCCUCUUGUCGGACGCACAGCAUUAUCAGGAGACCAACCAAGCCUGCCAAUAACGUCGGCAUGACAGCUCUGCCCAGACCUGAGUCAAGAAUGAGUCACAGACAAGGAGAUACCGAUAUCAGCACAACCCCAGGGGAGAUGGAAAUGGCUGAGCAGUCAGAGCCAGUCACUAAUGGCAAAGUAUCUCUCGUGCCCACAAGGCCGGUCUCUGCUCCGAGCAAGGGACAUAGUGCAGAGAUUGCUUCUGGAAGAAAAAGUCCAGGGAAGAUGAGAAGACGUCCGCAUUCGGCCAAACCUCCUGCAAAUAUGAGAUCUGACGUUUGUAAACUUGCCAGCAAAUCUAGCACAGCCAUUGUGGUCACACCAAAGAAACGUGCUAUUGACUACAAGAGGAAUCGAGAGGCAGUGAAAGCAUUACGAGAGGGCACCCUCAACAAGGAGAAGAAAUACUCCAAGCUGAUUGUUGCAGCGGACGAGCCCAAGCCAAUUAUCCGAAGACCAAGGAAACAGGAGUCGGAAUCAUCCGAAGAAGAGGAACCACAAAUCGUCCCGUUAAGCGCUCAAGAACAAGAAAUGGAAGACAUGCAUCAACAGCUGCUAGAGAGGGGUGUCAAUGUGUCUGCACAUACCCUGGCAAGGGGACUUUUACCUCCCACCCAGCGAGGUUAUGAUGACUGCUUGUUAGAACUUCCAGAAAAAUCCUCCCUCGGAUUGUUGAAUCAGCCAGAAGUUUGGCUUGGGAAGCUGUUCCGAAAAUACAAAUUGGCAGAAAAAGCACUAGCGAUAGCCAACGAAAGGAUGGCCAUUCAGGCAGAGGCCGAAGCCAAAGUAGCGGCCAAGGGUCCGGCCAAGAAGAAGAAGAAGAGUGGGGGAAAGAAGAAGUUGAAGCACAAGAGGAGCAACACGGUGACGUGAACAGCGUGACGGACAGUCCCCAGUCACCCCCUGCCACAUUAUGCAGCAAAACACAGAUGCGCAAAACUAAUGCCGGGGCUGUAUGGGAAUCGCCAAAUGGAUAGGCCACUCGGUCAGUCUUUGUCCGAGAUGGUCAGCCCAACUCUGGCACCCUUAAACCUGAGUGCACCACCAGGAUUAUAGCCUCAUAAAGUCAUUCUUAAAGGGUGUUUACUUCAUAAUUAUAAAGUGAAGAUGUGGCAGUUGGCAGUUUCAAGCCACUUUUUCCCUUUUCUUUGUGGACUUUUUUUUUAAAUAAUGGGAAGACUUUCUCCGCUCUUAAGAAAGGUCAUUAAAAAUGAAAUAGAGCUGGGUUUAUAGAUAUGGAUUGAACGCAUCCAUCGUGCGAAGCACUGAGCGAAUUUAUGUUCAUGUGAAUUAAUUCAUUGCUGUGUGAGAGUGUAGUUCAAAACUCCGCUAUAGCCAAAUGCAAGUCACCUGCCCUGGAGCGGUUCGAUGGUCUGGAUCUUGCAGAUACCAACUAAUCUGAAGAGAUUUGCUCGGAAUUCAUGAAUUUUGCAAAUUAAAAAACAGCGGUACGGGAAGAUCAUCCGCAUAUUUGUUUUGUAUAAAUCGGUGUUUCCACAGCAAUCUGUAAAUAUCACACCACAAAAUAACACUGACCUCCUAUUAUUCAUCAGAAUGACGAAAUGGAAAUAUCUCGAUAAGCUAGAAUAGGACAGGUCAUCAGCUGGGAAGAGAUUCUGCUUUGAGAAAUGCACACCAUCAAUGGAAAUAUCAGAUUACUGAUUCCCCCCCCCGGUCUGUGGGUAAUUUUGCUGGGUAAUCAUUUAAGUGCAUAUAAGAUUUACCUCUAACAAGAAAUGGCCGCUUGGUCUUAAAUAAUCCUUAGUUUUUGUGGAGUGUGUCGUAAAAAUCAUAGGCCUACUGAAAAAAAACUCUCUGAAAUUUGAAGAAUAA